CAUAUAAACAGAAGCCAAGGUAAAGUAUUAACUUGUUGGCUGGCUGGUCUGCCUCAGCAGCUUGUUCUUCUUGGCUUAAGAAAUCCUGAACUUUCAGAGCAAUUGAUUGGUAUUAUUUAUUCUGCUGCAUCUCGGGCGAACAAAGAAAUUCUACAGAGUUUACAAGCUGCUGCUCCCCUGAUAUAUGAUCCACUAGAUGGCGCAGUGGCUCUUCUGCCACCUGAAUCCCAGCAACAUUUAGUCCAGCUACUUUACUUUGUGCCUCAUUUACCAAGCAAUCUUCUUGCUUCUCUCAGCCGCUGUUGCAUUAUGGGAAAGUUGUCUGUAAAGUUAACCACUACUCUUAUUAGGAUACUGCGUAUAAGAUCCUCUUUUGUGGCAUGGAAAUAUCCAGCGCAGAGCCAUUCAGUGACUGACAUGGGUUACUUCAGCUUUUUGUUUUCAACUCUUACAGGUUUUUCCAGUGAAGAAUUGAGUAACCUUCAGAACAUUAGGGGGAAACCACACAUAAACCAAACACUGCUCUCUCCUGUCCAACUCUAUUUAACAGAUUUGGAGCAAUUUUCAUAUCAUUGGACUAUGGCAGAGAUGGUGAGCCAAAGCCUAUCCACUGUUCCUUCACGAAGCCAAUGUGUUGAUAUUGUACAAAGUGGAAUAUGUAAAUAUCUGGUAGGACUGACUGUAGUACCUGAUAGCACUGCUGGUGCUAUUUUGUGUGCUCUUAGUAAACUACUGGAUCAAGUAUAUAUCCUUAAUGAAAAUAUUUCCAGGUUCCUAGCUUCACUGUGUUAUAGUCUUCUCUACCUUUUCUUAACAAUAGAGAGGGAGGAUACGGAACAUAUGCAGAAGAGGGAUGUACUGUGGAGUUCCUGUAUCUCAAUUCUAAGCACCUCACUUCAAAUCUUGAGAGUGAUGUUGCAGACUCUUCAAGUGAACCAAGCCUCCCGGGAUGAAUUGCCUGUUCUUGCUCAGCUUCUUUGUUUGCUAAUGCAACACAGACAGCUUCAGACUCAUAUGAAGACCAGUGAGUUCCUGGUGAAACAGAUUGUCAAAGAUAUCAUGGUCUUGAAAAGUGAUGAAGCUCAAGAGCAGUGGUUGACAGACCUCCAUUACAAUUUCAAUAUAUAUUUAGCCACUCAUACCCCAGGAUCUGGGGCAGUCAAUACACUAUAUUAAAGAGAAUAUAUGAUUGCAAACUCUUUGUAGGAACGAAAAAAGUCAUUUUUGUGCAAAUUAAAAAUGCAUUUUAUACAAUCUAUGAUUUGUGUAAAAACUGUUACUCUUUACAUUUGCUACUAAGAUUUAAAAGUUACAUGAAAUAAAAUGGAGUAAUACAAUAGCUUAAAGCAAAUAAACAGAAACAUAUGCAAAUACUGAGAAACAUAUCAAGAGAAAUUUUAUAUAUUGUGAAGAGCAGGGGACAGUUUAGUUGUUAUCAUUAAAUACUUGCUUAAGUCUCAAUAUUGUGCAGCUUAAUAUAUUAAAAAAAGUAUAGAUCAUUUUAGGGUGAAAGUUCGUUGUCCAAGCUGGUGGGUUGGUUUCAAAACAUUUCAUUAGAUAACAUCUUCAGCAGAGUUUAGGGGGUGUCAGUGUCAGUGUUCUUCUGUUUAUAAGGGCUUCAGGUGUGGAUGUGUCGAGUGAGGGUCUUGUGAGCUUAUAGAUCAUUUAAAUAAAAGCACUGAUGAAAUUACAUUAAAGAUACUUUAAAAUGUCCACAAAUAAUCAAUAGGCUUUCUUAUGCU
This is a messenger RNA of Protobothrops mucrosquamatus (brown spotted pit viper), 1742 nucleotides long. Its product is annotated as testis-expressed protein 10 homolog. Lineage: Eukaryota; Metazoa; Chordata; Lepidosauria; Squamata; Viperidae. Bases 310 to 1176 code for a protein of 288 amino acids. The record is from RefSeq and is a predicted model, not a curated record. The transcript is spliced from 9 exons.